AUGGCUGCUCCAUCGCCGGCCGUUCAAUGUAACGACUGUACAACCAGGAGCGGUAUCGUCUACCACACACAGCAGACGACGUUGGACACAAGCAACGCAGCAGCAACUCGUCGUUCCGAUGCCGACUUCACUGAGAGCAAUGUGUCAUUUCACACUCAGCACACGACAUUGGAUCUGAGCAACGCAGUGUCAAUUCGCCGUUCUGGUGGCGAGUCUAACGAGACCGAUGUAUCAUCGCUGGAGAAGCGCAGAUUCGCACACCCAGGCGAGUUCAACAAUGACUACGAUGCGUUCUUCGCCGCUAUGUUAAGUCAACCCGGGGUGCUCUAUGUGCCUCAUCGACUGAUCCAGCAGGGUCAGUGGGCAUCCACGGCUUCAGCCCCUCUCAAGAAAUUCAGUGAUAAUCCCGGGCAGAAAGUCUUCAUGUCCGUACAAGGGAUAGCCGGCUGUACUACCGUCGUCGUGGUCUCCAGACAGGCUGUGUACAUGAACCACAUUUGGGAAGCGCCGACUUUCGCGAAGGGUGUGAGGUGGAAGCACGAUGAUCAGUCCGGGAUACAGGAAAUCAUAUCCACAGACGAUGUAUUCAAUGCCAAUAUACAGGUCAUCGAUAGCGGAGACGCAACACUUAUGUCGGGCGGCACACAGUGGGACGGGAGACUGCCCUGGCUGCCAAGCCUGAGAGAUCAGACAGGCGGUGUCUUUCAUCCCGACCAGGACGGUGGGGUCAGGGUAUUCAUCAUCACCCCUGGUCCUCACAACGUUCCGUCCCCGAGAGCACCGAAGUAUCCCGUGCGGGUUGGCAUCAUCAAGCAAUGGCUUGCUAUGGCAUUCAAAGCUGACAGCGAGAUCAUUCCCUACGCGAGGCCGGCCGACGAAGACUCCAAGGAUCCAAAUAAAGCCGCUGGCAAGAUACUGUUCAUGUUCGAUCCUUCACAGGAGGAUAUCCCGUCCAGACGAAUGGGUCCAGGUGGUGUACCACUGUCAUGUACGACAAUUUAUGCUGGGUAG
This is a messenger RNA of Recurvomyces mirabilis, 1011 nucleotides long. RefSeq lists its product as uncharacterized. The record is from RefSeq and is a predicted model, not a curated record. The coding region runs from base 1 to 1011 and encodes 336 amino acids. The transcript has 2 exons. Lineage: Eukaryota; Fungi; Ascomycota; Dothideomycetes; Mycosphaerellales; Teratosphaeriaceae.